Hirundo rustica (Barn swallow) is the source of this 2881-nucleotide messenger RNA. Its product is annotated as deubiquitinase DESI2-like. Lineage: Eukaryota; Metazoa; Chordata; Aves; Passeriformes; Hirundinidae. The transcript has 7 exons. The record is from RefSeq and is a predicted model, not a curated record. Gene Ontology annotation, molecular function: deubiquitinase activity. The coding region runs from base 1237 to 1827 and encodes 196 amino acids. Gene Ontology annotation, biological process: protein deubiquitination.
AGAGGACGGGGUAGGUUCCCUCGGCUGUCAGUCAGCAGGAGCUGCCCGGUUCGGGACGAGCUGAUCGCGAAAUAAGGACUGGCCCUGCGGAGAGCAGAGCACAGAGAGCUGGGGUGUCCAGCACUGGCCCCCUCCCCUGCCCGGCAGCAUCUCCUGUUCGGCAUCUUCCUCCCUCCAGCCCCAGUCCGGUUAAUCCCGCGUCAUCUCCAGCGAGGAACUGCCUUCUAACUUCGGCGCCGACGCCAGGUCUGCCUGCACGUCGUGGGCAGGAUGGGGGUUGCGGCAUCCUCUCUCUGCCCCGGGGGCAGCCAGCCUCCUCCUCCUCUUCCUCCCACCGCCGAGCCCCGCGCUGGAAUCCCUUCGGCACAGCCUCUUCACCAUGUCCUGCCAGGGCCGGAAAGCCCUCAACCGAGUGCCUAAGCGGGACCGGCCCCAGCCCCACGGACAUAUCCCGGCUCCAGGCGGAACAACCCCAGCUCCGCGGACAGAUCCCGGCUCCGGGCGGAACAACCCCAGCCCCGCGGACAGAUCCCGGCUCCCACCGACCGGCCCCAGCCCCGCGGACAGAUCCCGGCUCCCACCGACCGGCCCCAGCACCGCGGACAGAUCCCGGCUCCGGGCGGAACAACUCCAGCACCGCGGACAGAUCCCGGGGUGCCUCCGCGCUCCGCCGGCGGGAGAGAGGGAGGGAGCUCGGCGCCCGCUCCAGGCUCGCUCCGUGCCUUGGUGCCCCGGGUUCCUGCGUACUGCUGGCAGCCCGCUGCGGUAGCGGCACUCGGCUCUGCCGAGAAAUCUCCCCGCAAGCACUGCCACCCACCUUGCUCACGGUGCCAGAAGAGGGCUUGUAUUUGGGUUCAGAAUCUGUCUUCCGUGGAUCGGGAUUUAAGAGCUUGGACGGUGCCUGUUUACAGUGGUGUAUGAGUCUACAGACCUCGAGGUGCACUACAGAGUUAGAAAGAAACCCUGGAUCUGUCACGGCGUGGACGGCUGAAAUAAACCCUAUACAACCAGCAAACCCAACCCAGGCCUUCCUGCCUCCCUGCAACGAACUUCACACACGCACACCCAGCCGUGAGAAUUCCCUCCUUUCCUCCUCUCCCCAUGCUUCUUCCUUCAGCGACUGUAGGAUGAGGCAUUUUCUUCUAUCUGGCUCAGGGUAAAAGCAUACCCUGGGGGCAUCGAUAUACAUCUGGCAGGGACUGAAAGGUUUUAAUCCAGCCUCUACUGCAAUCAACAAUGGCAAAUGAACCAGUGAUUCUGAAUGUUUAUGACAUGUACUGGAUAAACGAAUACACCUCCACCUUGGGCAUUGGUGUCUUCCACUCCGGCAUCGAGAUCUACGGCAGAGAGUUUGCCUAUGGAGGGCAUCCCUACCCUUUCAGUGGGAUUUUCGAGAUCACACCUGGCAGUGCGGUAGAACUUGGCGAGACCUUUAAAUUCAAAGAAUCCAUUGCCUUGGGCACUACAGACUUCACAGAGGAGGACGUGGAUAAGAUUAUGGAAGAGCUGGGCAAGGAAUACAAAGGAAAUGCAUACCACUUGAUGCACAAGAACUGUAAUCACUUUUCUUCUGCUCUGGCUGAGAUAUUAUGUGGGAAAGAGAUCCCCCGCUGGGUGAACCGCCUGGCCUACUUCAGUUCGUGCAUCCCCUUCCUCCAGAGCUGCCUCCCCAAGGAAUGGCUGACCCCAGCAGCCCUGCAGAGCCACAUCAGCCUUGGCCUCCACAAGGAGGAACAAGGGGACACAACGGAUGAGGAGUCCCCCUCCACCUCUGCAGCCCCCUCAGCCUCAGGCACAUCGCGAACCUGUAGACAUACACGGGUCUAAACUGCCCAGGCUGCCCCCAAAUAACAUCCCUGCUCUCUUGCUCUAUUUAUUUCUCACACCCUUCCGCACACACUGGUUUCUCUUUCCAACAGACAACACAGGGGAGGGAAGACCCUUUCUGCUUCAGUCCCUUUUCCAAGGACUGCCACUACAGUUGCUUGGCAAAACGACUGUGAAGCCCAACACAGAACUGAGGAUUGUGGUGACUAAACUGUAUUUUCCUCCAGGGGCCUCCAUGAUCCUUGAUCUACAGAGAACUGCUGACUCUCUCAGGCAUGAGAGCAUGUGUAUGGGCAGAGUGCACAUACUGUGAUGUUCCUUCUCUGGAACUGUUUUAUCUUUUUAUCUCUCCCUGUACCCAUUUAAGCCCAGCACUCUCUUCUCUGUUUUGGCUGGGUUUUCCCUUCCCCAAUGACAAUUCACCUGUCCACAACCAGUGAAGGAACCAGAGCCAGAACUCAACCUUCUCAUCUUUUAGACCAGCAACAAAUUCCACUCAGAUCCAUCCCUUUUGUAAUUAUCAGGUUUCUAACUCAUGUGAAGGACAAAUGAAAGGUGCUCCUGUUCUACAACCACCUGUUUUCAGUACUCAAAUUUAAGAGCUUGAACGACUGUCCUGCUCUUGAAAAUAAUAACAAAGAACCUAGAAAAUGAAUGUGUUACUGUGGCUUUUCUUUGGGGUCAAAAAGAGAAUGAGGUUGUGGUAAUUAGAGGCAGCUACUAAGUAGAUGCAGAGAUGACUUGACCAUAUUGGUGCUUUUUGGCACAGACCCCUCUCAGUUUUCCUAAUCCUAGGCAGUGUUUCUGGUUUCCUUUUUUCCCCCAGAUUUCCUGGGGAAUCUCUCUCGUAGCUGACAUUUGCUGGCUGUAUUUGGGGAAAUGGCCUUCCUGAGAACAAGGAAGAGGAGAGUGAAUCUGUUUGGAAGCUCUAUCUCAUUGGAGGAUCUUUUGGACUCCGUGAAUUUGCUCAGAUAAGAUACGAUGUUCACAACCUACAUGGCAAGGUUGAUCCAGCUUUGAAAGAAAAAUUUAAAAAGAACACUGUGACACUGGA